Messenger RNA from Melanotaenia boesemani (Boeseman's rainbowfish), 3543 nucleotides. RefSeq names its product DALR anticodon binding domain containing 3 (gene dalrd3). Gene Ontology annotation, biological process: arginyl-tRNA aminoacylation; tRNA C3-cytosine methylation. The transcript has 13 exons. Lineage: Eukaryota; Metazoa; Chordata; Actinopteri; Atheriniformes; Melanotaeniidae. The record is from RefSeq and is a predicted model, not a curated record. Gene Ontology annotation, molecular function: ATP binding; arginine-tRNA ligase activity; tRNA binding. The coding region runs from base 286 to 1998 and encodes 570 amino acids.
AAAAAAAAAACUAGAUGGCGCGACACUGGUUCAGCAAGAAAAUGAAUCUCGGAAGAAACGUCGUUUCCAUUUCAUUAGUUCCGCAACGGGUAAACAGCCAAUGCAGUUCCCUUUCACAGCCAAUUUCUGACAUCGACCAGUAAUCAGUAACGCUGGAAUAUCGCAAGGCCAGCGUAGCCAGCAUCGAAUUUACUAACGUUUGGGCGUUUUUACAGAGAAUAUGACCGGGGUGUGAAUGUGCUGAGAGCCUGGUAAGCAAGCUCACCUGUUUAUGCUGCGGUGGUGAUGGAGAACACCGAGCAGCUCUCGCCCCUUCGGAUCCAUCCUACCGUCCGAGCCCUCAGCUCUGCACUGCGAGGGAAGCGUGAAAAUGUCCACGGCUUUAACCGCGGAAACGGUGACAGGGUAUUCCCCGAACCGGAGAAGCUUUGGUUCAAGGAAAGCAGCGCUAAAAACCUGCGAAACAGGGACUUCUUGUCCCCGACCACGAUGCUCAACACGCUGUAUGCGGACGGACAGGUUCCUCCUGCAGUGAUGUCCAGAGUUCUAUCACUUCGGGGCAGUGGGGUACUCCCUGUCGCAGGUGGGGAGGUGAUGGGUGAAGGAUUAAGACUGCGGGUGGACCGGGCUGCAGCGUUCAGGGCUGUCCUGGUGGGUGGAACCACAGAGUACCUAAAGCCCUCGCAUCAGAGGGAAGGUUGCGUGGUGCUCAACUGCCCAGUACUGCAUCCUAAACCCAACACACCCACCCCUGACACACUGAGUUUAGGUCAGCUCAGGACUGUUCUGUUGGCUGACCACAUGGGGGCACUGCUGAGAAGACAGGGAUUUACAGUGUUAUAUUGCCCCACACUUCCUGAAGACAGUGACAUCAUCGCUUUCCUCCGAGCCCUUGGAAUCGCUUGGCCGACAUCUCCGGCUAAUUGGACCAAUGAGGAGCGGGAAGAGAAGAUCCAUAAGGCACUCGAGAACUCACCCUACAGAGAGAGGGGGACGGAGAGAGGCAGAAGAACCAGUGGAGGGGGUGGGAGGAAAGCAGAAGAGGGAGAGAACGAGGGAGCGCUCAGAAUCAACUUAAAACGAGUUUUCCAAGAGGAGGGGCUGCUUGGGUAUGACCCCAGUCUGGGUACCUGCACAGUUCACAGAGACAGCAUUUCCCAUCUGGCACAACUGGACUUAUCCACAGCUGAUUGCACAGUAGCCAUGGUAACAGUGUUACAUGUAACUUCCUGUCAAGAUGAAUUCCGCCAGCAGCAGAUUGCAAUGCUGUGGAGAGCCAGCGGAGAGGCUCAUACACAGAAACAUCUUGUGUGUGGACCUGUGAAGACUCCUGGGUCUAACCUCACAGCUGCACAGUACCUGCAGUUGAGAAGAGGUCAGAUGAAAGAAGCCUCAGAAGUGAAGUAUGGAGAUCAAGUGGAAGGCCAGACAUGGGAUGACAUCAUCAAGGUGAUGACCUCUGCCACGGUCAGAUUUGAGCUGCUGUCAACAGUCCACACAAGUCCCGUGACACUUGACGUCCAGAGGGAAGGAAGCGUGUCAACCAAAGGUCCACGUGGAGGAGUGUUUGUGAUGUACAAUUGCGCCAGACUGCACACUCUGUUUGAAAGCUACGAGAGAGGAGUGGAGAAGGGCCUGUACCCAGAAAUCCCCGAAGGUUCAAAGCUGGAUUUUUCUGCUCUGAAAGAAGAGGGCGAGUGGCUUCUCCUCUUCAAUUAUCUCAUUCCCUUCGCUGAACUGCUGGACCAAUCAGGAGAAGCGCUGGAUUGUGAAGGGGGAGGAGCCAGAGCGAACAUAAAGACUGAGCAGAUCUGUAAAUUUCUCGUGUCUCUCAGUAAAGACUUCAGUUCAUACUACAACAGAGUCCACGUGUUGGGGGAGCCUUUGCCCCAUCUCUUUAACCAGAUGUUUUGUCGUCUAUAUCUGCUGAGAGCAUUAAGGGAACUCUACCACAGCGCUUUGGAGACCCUCAACCUUCCCCCAAUCAGGCAGCUAUAGCCUCGUCAUAAGCCUCCUAUCCUUCACAGUUAGCUUUACCUCCACCACCUGCUCCCUAAACACACUGUCCUAUGUGCUGUGUAUCCAGCUGAGAUACUCACAUCUCUAGCAUUGUAACAGAUAAUUAUGAGAUUUCACAUCCCCACUGUGUGACAGUGUAGUUGGAGAUAAUUUAAAUCUGAAUAUCUUAAAAACAUCAUUAUAUACAAAGCUGUAUCUAUCAGAUUUGGUAUUUAUUCAGUUUGAUCUGAGUUAAAUUAUCAGUUGUUAAAGGAAUAUUUUGACUCGUGGAGGUAAAUUGGUAAAAUUUCACUCACGUGUUUGUACAGUAAAUCCUGAACUGCAACAGUAUUGUGUGAACUUAUAAAAGUUGAGCUGGACUGGCUGGGUCCAGUUGACUGGCGAUUCAAGGAAGCUGCUAAUGGUAUCUAUCUGGCCCUCUUGGCGAAACAGUGAGCAAGAGAAAUAAAGUAUUUCUUUAAGUCAGUAAACUAACUCACUAAUUGGUUCCUUCAAUUGACAUUAUCAGUAACAAGGGACUCAAAUGGACCAAUCAGCACUGUCUCAGUGUAAAACAGUAUUUCUGUCAAUACCUAUCUGUAAACAUAAAGCCACGUAGUAGAUUUGGAAAUGUUUGAACCCUAUAGCCCACAUAUCUGAGCAGAAAACAGUAACUUUUACUCAGAUUUUGGUGCCAAAAAGUAACACUGAUGUAAAUGUCCAAACUAAUCUGUAGAAAGAUCCGUUUAACUUUCUAAAACUGCCUUAUCUCGCUACCCCUCCACUUAAUGUUCAAAUAAAGAUGCUUUUCAACCAUCAGAGCUAGUUUGGAUUAUGUCUGAAUAAAGGGCCUGUUUUUUUUUUUUUGUUUUUAUAUCUUUUUUAGGUCAAUACAAGUAAAACAUUUGAUAUGGACUGAAAACUGUAAGUGCAACACACAUUAAAUAAACAGCCAAACUUUGGUUCAACAAAAAGAGGUGGUCUCAACCUGGAUCAAUCCACACAAAAUGGAAAGGAACCGUGUUGUCUGUUAAUGUAAUUAAUCCACAUUUAAAGACAACCAAACUAUUUCUCAGGUGGUUGAAAAGCUUAAUUGUGGUUUCUCUGUAAAACACAUGCAAAUGUCUUCGUCACUACCAAAAGAAAGAGGGAGUAAGAUGAACAAAAAAAGGCUUUGUUUCACUCUUGAAGAUUUCAUUUCAUCUAAGUAAACCACCUUGUAUUUAUCAGUGCCACAGAUAUAUUUAUUGAGACCUGUACACAAUAUAUAUUCUGCAUCUGAGUCUUAAUGGCUGUGUUCAUAUGAAUAUCCAGUCUUUCAAUUAGGCAAGGCACGUUUAUUUGUGUAGCAGAUUUAAUGUAAAAGACUAUUCAAAAUCAGUUAUCCUGCUUGACAAAUCACAGAUAUUAGUAUAAUGGCUGCUUAUAAGUUAUUUACAAAAAUAGUACAGUAGCAGUUCGUAGGGCAUUGCGCCAACAUUUUAGAGAAUGCAUGAAAUGUCACGAAAACAAUGGUUAAUAAUAGAGUUUUAUGCCAAAAAAUCU